This is a messenger RNA of Oncorhynchus keta (chum salmon), 3716 nucleotides long. RefSeq lists its product as uncharacterized. The record is from RefSeq and is a predicted model, not a curated record. Gene Ontology annotation, cellular component: endoplasmic reticulum; Golgi apparatus. The transcript has 6 exons. Gene Ontology annotation, biological process: detoxification of zinc ion; zinc ion transmembrane transport; intracellular zinc ion homeostasis. Bases 292 to 2439 code for a protein of 715 amino acids. Gene Ontology annotation, molecular function: zinc ion transmembrane transporter activity; calcium channel inhibitor activity. Lineage: Eukaryota; Metazoa; Chordata; Actinopteri; Salmoniformes; Salmonidae.
GAGAGAGAGAGAAAGAGAGAGAGAAAGAGAGAGAGAAAGAGAGAGGAAAGAGAGAGAGGAGAGAGAGAGAGGAGAGAAGGAGAUGAGAGAGAGGAGAGGAGAGAGAGAGAGAGGAGAGAGAGCUGAACACACGAGGAAACGUUUUAAUUCGGCAAGCAGAAGCGCGAAUGUGGACCCAUUACCUUGCCACCAUUUACCAGGAGAUUAUUUGACGCUUGUGAUCUACCACGCGUCAAAGGAUCAGCUCGGCUAGAGUGUUAUUGAGUUUGGUUUGGACCAUUGCAAGGUGAGAUGGCUUGCAGGUUGGGGCUCCCCCACGGCAGUUCCCUGCACAGAUGCAUGCUGGUCCUGACCUUCCUGCUCCUGCUGUGUGAGAUUGUUGUCAGCCACCUCUGUGACUCCCUAAUCACCAUGGUGGACGUCUUCCACACCCUCUUCAUCCUCAUGCACAUGGCUCUUCCUCUUGCUCAACCCACCCUGGGCAGAGGCCCCCCAAAACCGCCACCUGCCUCCCCUCUCUCCACCUCCACCUCCAUCACCUCCACCCCCACUCAGUCACCUGUCAAAUCUCCCCCAUAUGCCUUAACCAUCUCCUGUGUCUCCCCCAUCCCUUCCAGCUCAGCUUCCUGUCCCUCUCCUCCCCUCUCAACCCCUGUCCUCACCACCACUUCCCAGUUUCCUUCCAAACCUCUCACCCCUACAACCACCCAUUGUUUCUCCCCUGACCACUCUGAGUCCAACCAGCUAACCUCUUAUCCCCAUCCCACCCUGUCUGUUCCAGCCAACCCUUUUCCCCGACGCUUCCCCCCUCAGGCCUCCCUGUGUGGCCUGUCCUACAGUGAAGCGAGGGUCCAGCCCCUGGGGGCUCUGAUCUCAGCUCUCCUGCUGGCUGCCCUGUGUGUCUCUGUCUCUCUGGAUAUCCUCAGCCACACCCUGCAGCCCCACCCUAUACAGCGCCCUCUUUUGGCCACGGUGAUGGGGGUUGUCAGCCUGCUCUACAACCUCCUGGUGCUGGGACUCAGCUGGGGUAGCUGGCUUGGGACCAAGACUAGAGCUGCCUGGGAGGGGGAGGAGAGAUCUGUCCUUGGUGUGAAUGGAAAAGUCAAGGCCGAGGUCCAGACCAAAGACAGCACUGGAGUGGGUGGAGAGAAUGACCUCCGUAACCUCACUACAUCUCUGGAUGGUGCCUCCCAAGAUGGAACACUUGUACUCUGUAACCCUGGAACCUCCAGUGUCCUGAACCCUGACAGUGACUCUCAGCACCCACCCCAGACAUCCCUACUCCGUACCGUGGCCCCUCAGGGUCCCCUUUCAGACCACUGCCAUGGAGCACUCACACCCCCUGCAGACUCACACACACUCCCUGCAGACUCACACACACUCCCUGCAGACUCACACACACUCCCUGCAGACUCACACACACUCCCUGCAGACUCACACACACUCCCUGCAGACUCACACACACUCCCUGCAGACUCACACACACUCCCUGCAGACUCACACACACCCCCUGCAGACUCACACACACCCCCUGCAGACUCACACACACUCCCUGCAGACUGCAGAACUGCAGAGACACCAAACAACUUCCCAAAUCCAGAGUCCAGUGGCUGUCAUCCAAAGUACCCCAACUCUGAGGUGUCUAAGUGUGUGGGACACAGAGAUAAUCAGACAGACCCCACCACAGUCUCAGCCCUAAAGUCAGAAAGCCCCACAAGGCUCAGAGUUCAACUUCCCGCCUUUCUCCCAUCCCUCAUCACCCUCACCCAGGCACUGCUGGGCUCCAUCCUGGCCCUCACCAACGGGCUUACCCUGCUACUCCUGGGCCCAGACUGCCUGCAUGGCUCUGUGGCCUGUGGCCCCUUCAUCUACCUGGACCCUGGCUUCUCCAUGGUGGCUGUGGUGGUGCUGCUGGCCACCGCUCUGCCCCAGGUGUGCCGUUACGGUUGGCUGCUGCUCCAGGCCAGCCCAUCCCAGGUUUGUGUGUCUGAUCUGGGCCGACGGAUCGCCAGUGUGCCAGGGGUGCAGGCGGUGCACGACCUCCACGUGUGGCAGCUGACAGAGAGCUGCCUGGUGGCGUCUGUACAUGUCCACUGCCACGCUGGGUUCCAGAUACACAGGUGUGGUGAUCUGAUGUCGGGGGUCACCAAGGUGUUACAGAGUGUAGGUGUGAGCUGCUGUACCGUACAACCAGAGUUCCUCCUCUCCACUCCCUCAGCCAACGGCAACAUGGAUAACAACAACACCAACCGCACCAUCAUCCAUAGGGAGAUUCCCCCACUGCCCUCACACCUGGCCUGCAGCCUGGCCUGUGGGAAGGGCUGUGUUGGGAGGAUGUGCUGUGCUCCUCUGGAGGAAGGGUCUACAGAGCCACUGGCACCCCCUGCUGGGGAAACUGAGGAGCCUCACGUGCUGAUCAUAGAGAACGCCUUUCUUUGAGGGAAGGACCUUUGCCCUAGGAUGUAUCUCAGUAAUGAAGAGUGGGCUCCUUGCCUUCUUUCCUUCAUAUGAAUGUGAUGUGAGAUGUUGAGGACUGAAGGGGAGUAAACCACUUUGGGAAAUUAAGAUACAGCCUGGGGAAUGAAUAUAAUAUAUUAUUAUUGUCAGAAUAUUCUGAAAGACUUCGUCCCCAUGUCAUUGAGGUCAUUUUAGAAAGCUAGAUAGCCUAAUGUAAGAAUUAGGCUCUCAGGUAAAGAGUAGAAAUCACAGUAGUCAUUAUGCUUGUGUGUGUGUCUUGGGAUGGGAUAAUUAACAUCAUUCCUAUGGGUGCUCAGAAAGUGCCUGUAUGUUUACUGUAUAUAAUGUAUAAUCUAUGCAUGUAGUACAUCAUUAUGCCGGUAUUGUAUUUCAUUGUAUUAACACGGUGCCAUACCAAAGACACAGUAGGUUGUAAGCCAAGUCACUCACCCUAUGAAGAAUUGAUUCAAUAAUGCCAUUUCAAACAUAUUUUCACUUCCAUUAUUGCGCAUUGAUGACAUAGUUCUGUCUUGUCAUUCACAUUUUGUGUACAUUGAACGUUUAGGUUCUGUCAAACGAUCACAGGAAUGAAUCGAGUUAAUGGCAUCAGAAUUUUUGGGGAGUAUUUUCACCAUAAACAACAGAAAUCACAGAAAUCACGGAAACAUACAGCUAGCUAUUAAUGCUCCCAAUGUUUAAGUAGGCCUUUAAGUGUGUUUAAGUAUCAAUCUUAUCAAUGUUCUAGAAGUUUAACACUUUCUCACACACACAGACACACACACACACACACACACACACACACACACACACAAACAGCUUUAAGUGCUGUUAGUUUGUUUUUAUCGCUUUGAAUAUGUAAUGAGUACAUUGGUAUAAUCACCGUAACACAACAUCAUUAUAUCUUUUCAAUGUAGUCGUUUUAACAACCAGCUAAUCCAAUAGCAAACAAUGCAAAGUACAUGUUUCAAAUCGCCCUUAGAAGUGCUGAAAGUAAUAUGCUACAGUACUGUAAAUUACAGUAGAUUACACCGUUUUCACAUUAGGUAAUACACUUACGUUACCCAACGAAAUUGACAGAAAAUCUAUCAUUUCCGUAAUACAGUAAUCAAACGUGUGAUCAAUGAAGACAUCCUCUACAAUCAUUCAUGCAAAAAAAAGAUACAAAAUAUAAUACCAACAUAGUACAACUAUCUGUAAUCAAAUGUAAGAAAUUAAAUUAAACAAAUUAAAUGAAUGAAAAUAAAACAUAACGUUUAGCA